Messenger RNA from Pistacia vera, 2537 nucleotides. Its product is annotated as nucleolar GTP-binding protein 1-like. Gene Ontology annotation, molecular function: RNA binding; GTPase activity; GTP binding. The record is from RefSeq and is a predicted model, not a curated record. The coding region runs from base 182 to 2206 and encodes 674 amino acids. Gene Ontology annotation, biological process: ribosomal large subunit biogenesis. The transcript has 3 exons. Gene Ontology annotation, cellular component: nucleolus. Lineage: Eukaryota; Viridiplantae; Streptophyta; Magnoliopsida; Sapindales; Anacardiaceae.
ACUUCAUUUUGUUCUGCUUCGCUUACAAUUUUACACUGAGGCGGUACCUCUACUCUCCACAGCCACCGUCACAGGCGGCACCGUUACUUUUAUCCGAAGCCGUUACUAGCGGCAGAGCCACCAGCACCGGCGGCACUGAUACUAGCACACACCGUCAGAAGCAGCUGGCAAGUGCUUAAAGAUGGUGCAAUAUAAUUUCAAGAAGAUUACUGUAGUACCUAAUGGAAAGGAUUUCAUCGACAUCAUAUUAUCCCGUACCCAGCGGCAGACACCGACUGUUGUUCAUAAGGGAUAUGCCAUUACUCGUCUCCGUCAGUUUUACAUGCGUAAGGUAAAAUAUACGCAACAAAAUUUUCAUGAGAAGCUGUCUACAAUUAUUGAAGAGUUUCCCCGUCUAGAUGAUAUCCACCCUUUUUAUGGAGACCUUCUGCAUGUACUGUAUAAUAAAGAUCACUACAAGCUUGCUCUUGGCCAAAUAAAUACUGCUAGGAACCUUAUCAGCAAGAUUUCUAAAGAUUAUGUGAAGUUGUUGAAGUAUGGUGACUCGCUUUAUCGUUGUAAGUCUCUAAAGGUCGCUGCUCUUGGCCGAAUGUGUACUGUGAUAAAGAGAAUUAGUCCUAGUUUGGCAUAUUUAGAACAGAUCAGACAACACAUGGCAAGGCUUCCAUCAAUUGAUCCAAAUACAAGGACAGUUUUGAUUUGUGGGUACCCUAAUGUUGGAAAGAGCUCAUUUAUGAACAAGAUCACCAGGGCUGAUGUGGAUGUCCAGCCUUAUGCUUUUACCACAAAGUCACUCUUUGUAGGUCAUACUGAUUAUAAAUAUCUGAGGUAUCAAGUGAUUGAUACCCCGGGGAUUUUGGACCGGCCAUUUGAAGAUCGUAACAUUAUUGAGAUGUGCAGUAUAACAGCUCUGGCACAUCUGCGAGCUGCUGUGCUGUUCUUCUUGGACAUCUCGGGAUCAUGUGGAUACAGCAUUGCUCAGCAGGCAGCUCUUUUUCACAGCAUUAAGUCUCUGUUUAUGAACAAACCCUUGAUCAUUGUCUGCAACAAGACUGAUUUGCAGCCACUGGAAAGUAUAUCUGAGGAAGACAUGAAAUUGGUCAUGGAGAUGAAAGCUGAAGCAUUGAAAGCUGUGAUGGCUCCAGGAGGAGAGCCUGAAACUGAUGAAGGGGUGCUAUUGACUAUGAGCACUUUGACUGAGGAUGGGAUAAGUGCUGUUAAGAAUGCAGCUUGUGAGAGGUUAUUGAAUCAAAGGGUGGAAUUGAAGAUGAAAACCAAAAAGAUAAAUGACUGCAUGAAUCGAUUUCAUGUUGCAAUGCCAAAGCCACGUGACCAGAAGGAAAGGCCACCAUGUAUACCUCAGGCGGUUUUGGAAGCUAAAGCCAAGCAAGCAGCUGAACAAGAAAAGAGGAAGACUGAGAAGGAUUUGGAGAAUGAGAAUGGUGGUGCUGGUGUAUAUUCUGCUAGUCUGAGAAAGAAUUAUAUCCUAUCCAAUGAGGAAUGGAAAGCAGAUAUUAUGCCUGAAAUUCUUGAUGGCCACAAUGUUUAUGACUUUGUUGACCCUGAUAUCUUAUUAAGGCUUGAAGAGUUGGAACGGGAAGAAGGUAUUAAGGAGGCAGAGGAGGAAGAUGAUGACUUUGAAAUGGAUGGUAAGGAACUGACCCCAGAAGAGCAAGAAGCAUUGGCUGAGAUCAGGAAAAAGAAAAGCUUGCUUAUUCAACAACAUAGGAUCAAGAAAAGCACUGCUGAGAGUAGGCCCACUGUACCUAGAAAGUUUGACAAGGAAAGGAGGUUCACAUCACAGAGAAUGGGAAGGCAGCUAUCGUCUUUGGGACUGGAUCCUUCUUUGGCAAUGAAUCGCGCUCGCAGCAAGUCUAGAGGCCGUAAGAGAGAGAGGUCACCUGACAGGGGAGAAUAUGAUAAUGGUGAUGCUAUGGAUAUGGAUGUGGACCAACCAAACAAGAAGCUGCGUUUGAGGUCCACAUCCCGGUCAAGGUCGAAGUCACGACCUCCUGGUGAAGUUGUUCCAGGAGAGGGCUUCAAGGACUCUGCUCAAAAGGUCAAGGCAAUUAAACUUGGCAAGAAAUCUGUUAAGAAGAGGAACAAGGAUGCUCGUCGUGGAGAGGCUGAUAGAGUUAUUCCUACAUUGAAACCAAAGCAUUUGUUCUCUGGCAAACGCUCCAUUGGAAAAACUCAAAGACGCUAAAUUUUAAGGAGGACUACAUCUUGCAACCUGUUCAGCCUGUCCGCAAUGGUAUGGAUAUGGCUUUUGUUCUUGCAGGCGAUAAUGGUGUAUGUCCAGCAGAGGUGCUCGGAACAUGGAAUUGUACUCGCUGUUCGCAGUUUUGGCUUGAGAUUUUGACCUUGGAAAAGUUUUAUUUUCUCCUUUUUCUCCUAAAAAUGUUUUUUGUUAUAGAAAUUUUGAAUCCGGAUAUUCUCCAAGUUAUGAUGUUGCCUUUGAGUUUAUACCUCACUGUUUAAAUGUAAUUUGGUGGGGAUUUGCUUAAUAUUUCAUUUGAGAUAAAAGUUUUGUCAGA